GACCGGGGCGGGGCCUUGAAACCGGCCAGAACGGAAGUAGAGGUGCGUAGCUUCCGUUUGCAGUGCUAACUAGAAGUCCUGUGGAGCCUGGUACAGCGGCGUAGAAAGGACUUUCAAAUGCCUUGGGAACAGGAAUCAGAACUUACAAAGAGGGAUAAAGCUGCCAGAGUCAUUCAGAGGGCCUGGAAACGUUUUCUUAAUGUCACUGUCUUCCAACACUUUAAAAGACUGAUUGAUCUAAGAAGACGAGGAGAGCCACGUCAGAUAGUGAGAUACAUCAAUCCUAAAGAGGCAGAGCUGCUAGAUGCUGCUGCGGGCAUUCAUGUACGAUUCAGAUUAGGUGGUGUUAAAUUUCCACCUGAUAUAUACUAUAAAAUUUUCACUCAUAGACCUAUUGAAGACCUGUGUGCUAAUAGCCCUAGAGAUUAUACAAAACUUCCAGCAAAAUAUACAUCUCAUAUUAAAAGUGAUAAUCUUCAGAAAGAGGAUCAUUGUGGCUGGUAUCGUCGUAUAGAGAACAACGGCUGGAGGCUUGUCUCUGAUACAUUUUGGGUGUCUCCUGAAAACGUAGAGGUGGGAGACAAAAAAGAAAGCGAAUUCCAUUUCUCUAAACUGAAGAGAAGGCAAGAUAUGGAAAAGAAAAGAAAAAUUAGAAAAAUAGAAUGGAUGAGGAAAAUGUACUAUACAGGAAGCCUAGAGGCUAGGUCAACAAAUGCUAAAACUCUAGGUUUAAUCCACACAGCAACGAAGGGGCUAAUGAGAGCUGUCGAAAUCGGUGGAAUAGAUUCGGUGAUGGAAUGGGAGGUGGAUGAAGUGCUCAACUGGACAAACACGCUGAACUUUGAUGAGUAUAUUGCCAACUGGAAGGAAAUUGCUACAAGCAACUCUUCAGCUAACUUCAAAAGUUUCCCAUUUGAGCAAGCACGGAAACGAGGAUACGACUCUGUAGAUAUAUCAGAGGAGAAAUUGGGAAUCCCAGAAGAUACUUUAGAUGGAAGUUUUUAUGAAAAACCAAAUUUUCCUAGACUGUCACCUGAUCUCACUUAACGGAGUAUAAAGUUCUCCGCUUUCCUGAGCGGUAGCCCUUCACCCCGACUCCAUCAGUUACUGUCAAGAGAUCGUUUACUCUGACUGGAAUGACUUGUGUGUUCUUGGCACAGAAUCUGUCUACCUCAAGUAAAUAAGGAAGCCUAAAGAGAAAUAAGACAUCAGACUCAAAACAACGGUCAUGAAAAUGUAGAAAUUAUUCCUUGUAUUUGAAGAAACUGCAGUAAUCUCACAGUCACACGUAAAUAAAUACAUUUAGGUGCAAAAAAAAAAAAUCUUUGGAUUUUCUUCUUGAAGCAUUCUUCGGGUGUUCAUGUCAGAGCUCUUUUUCCAUUUAAAAAAGGAAAGG
Molecule: messenger RNA, 1396 nt
Organism: Lynx canadensis (Canada lynx)
Lineage: Eukaryota; Metazoa; Chordata; Mammalia; Carnivora; Felidae
Gene: CD1H11orf65
Product: chromosome D1 C11orf65 homolog
Exons: 9
Coding region: 118-1047 (309 amino acids)
Source: RefSeq, a predicted model, not a curated record